UUUGUGAUACAAACCCAGUAAAUGUGUUGGCAACACUGAAUACAGCAGCAAUGUUUUGACGUUUACCGAUCUAACCUCAAAAUUCUAGUCAUGUCGAAAGUUAUUUUAUACAAUUUUAAUCAUUUACGUAAGAAUUUUAGCACAAUAAGUUGCUACGUGCCCAAGCACAAUCCAGUGCAAGACAAUGACAUCGAAAUAUUACAAGAAUUCAUACAAAAAUCCAUGAAAAUGGUUAUAUUAACUGGUGCUGGCAUAUCCACUGAAUCAGGUAUUCCGGAUUAUCGUUCUGAAGAGGUGGGUAUGUAUGCUAGAACUGAUAGAAGACCUGUACAGUAUCAAGACUUUUUGAAGUCAAGUGAAACUCGUAAGAGGUAUUGGGCAAGAAAUUUCAUAGGUUUCGAUAAUUUUUCCAAAGUAAAACCAAACUCGGUGCAUUAUUCCAUAAGAAAUCUGGAAGUGGAGCACGAUAAAGUCACUAAACUUGUCACACAGAACGUUGAUAGUCUACAUUUCAAAGCCGGUAGCAAACAGGUUGUAGAACUUCACGGGACAGCUUUCAAAGUGGUUUGUUUGUCUUGCGAGGCGGAAUACGACCGAUUUUACAUACAGGAGAGGUUAAAGGAAGUGAAUUCUCACCUUUUUGGAACAUCUGAGGGUGUACGGCCAGACGGAGAUGUAGAGAUAUCCCAAGACACGCAGGAUAUGUUUGUGCCGCCCUCCUGCGAAUCCUGCGGCGGGAUUCUGAAACCCGACAUAGUUUUUUUCGGUGAUAAUGUGCCGAAAAUCAGAGUUGAAGAAGUUAGAAACUCUGUUACAAAAAGUGACUCUUUAUUGAUCCUGGGGAGUUCUCUCUCAGUGUUUUCUGGGUACAGGAUUGUUUUGCAAGCUGUUGAGGAAGGAAAAAACGUGGCAAUUGUUAAUAUAGGGCCAACAAGGGCCGAUAAAGAUGUUAAGUUAAAAAUAAAUGCCAAAUGUGGGGAUAUACUACCAAAGAUUUGUUGACGAUGUUACAUUAUUGUGUUAGCUAAAUUUUGUGUUUGUAUAUUUAAUUUAUUAUUGUUUUGAGAGAAUAAAAGUGUAUUUUUGUAAUUUGAUCCUAA
Brassicogethes aeneus is the source of this 1100-nucleotide messenger RNA. NCBI's taxonomy places the organism in Eukaryota, Metazoa, Arthropoda, Insecta, Coleoptera, Nitidulidae. The record is from the annotation of a GenBank genome assembly.